AUGCCUCGCCAAAACGUCAGCUCCGGUUCCAAGUUCGAAGAGGAAAUCGGCUACUCCCGAGCCGUUAUCGUUGAUGACUGGAUCUUUGUGUCGGGGACCACUGGAUACAACUAUGAUACCGGCAAAAUCUCUGCAGAUGUCUACGACCAAACCGAGCAGACUAUGGCCAACAUCGACAAAGCGUUGAGGGAAGCUGGUUCUUCCGUGGCCGAAGUUGUCCGUGUGCGGUAUAUUCUUCCAAAUCGCAACGACUUUUCUUCCAUCAAGCCAGUGCUGAGAAAAUGGUUUGGCAACGUGCGGCCUGCGGCGACAAUGGUACAAGCUGAGCUGAUGCUGGACGAGAUGAAGAUUGAAAUAGAGGUGACGGCUAAGAAGGGAGCUGGAGUGGCGAGUUAA
Molecule: messenger RNA, 396 nt
Organism: Trichoderma gamsii
Lineage: Eukaryota; Fungi; Ascomycota; Sordariomycetes; Hypocreales; Hypocreaceae
Exons: 2
Coding region: 1-396 (131 amino acids)
Source: RefSeq, a predicted model, not a curated record